Podarcis raffonei (Aeolian wall lizard) is the source of this 1333-nucleotide messenger RNA. RefSeq lists its product as uncharacterized. The transcript has 2 exons. Lineage: Eukaryota; Metazoa; Chordata; Lepidosauria; Squamata; Lacertidae. Bases 35 to 967 code for a protein of 310 amino acids. The record is from RefSeq and is a predicted model, not a curated record.
CCAGCAGGUACUGUUUGACAGCAGGGCCAAAAGCAUGAUUGACCCAGUCCACAAACAGCACACGUGUGACCCAAGCCUUACUGUUGGAUCGCCACAUGACACUCAGCCGCUCCUUGUCGACCUUGUGUUUCUUGAAGGCCCGUGGGUUCUCCGAGUGGUACACCAGCAGGGGCUUGAUCUUCAGGUCGCCGCUUGCAUUGGCACAGAAGAGCAGGGUCAGACGGUCCUUCAUGGGCUUGUGGCCAGGCAACUUGGCCUCCUCCUGUGUGAUGAAAGUCCUUUUGGGCAUCCUCUUCCAAAACAGUCCAGUCUCGUCGCAGUUGAAGACCUGCUGUGGAACGUAGCCCUCCGUCUUCACAACCUCCAGGAACUCCGCUGCAAAGUCUUCAGCCGCAGAAACAUCAGAACUGGCAGCCUCUCCAUGCCAGAAAAAAACACACAAGCUUCCAGAUUCUUGCAAACCCCUCCCCAACUGUUCCCCCAGCCACCCAGCACACAGAAAUUCAAAUCCAGAAUUUUUUUAAAAAAACAGCAGAGUGGCCCAAUGGUCACAGAAAAUCAUAAAAAUGCAGAAAAACACACACAGGCUUCCAGAUUCUUGCAAACCCCUCCCCAACUGUUCCCCCAGUCACCCAGCACACAGAAAUUCAAAUCCAGAAUUUUUUUUAAAAAACAGCAGAGUGGCCCAAUGGUCACAGAAAAUCAUAAAAAUGCAGAAAAACACACACAGGCUUCCAGAUUUUUGCAAACCCCUCCCCAACUGUUCCCCCAGUCACCCAGCACACAGAAAUUCAAAUCCAGAAUUUUUUUUAAAAAACAGCAGAGUGGCCCAAUGGUCACAGAAAAUCAUAAAAAUUUAGGAAAAAACACACAAGCUUCCAGAUUCUUGCAAACCCCUCCCCAACACCAAGUCCUUGAAUUCCAAACACCCCAACCCAAAAUCCAAAACCCCCCAAAAAAGUUUUAAAAGCUUAACUUACCAAAUGGCUGCAAAAGAAGUUUUGGAAAAGCUUCAAAAAUCACCAAAGUCUUUAAAAACCUCAAAAAAGGCUACUAUGUACACUGUGUUCUAUGAGUUGCUCCUCAAAGUCAAGUCGCAACUGUAUUAACGGUGUUAAGAAAAAGGAAACAAACUUGCAAGACGUUUUCGUCUUGCGAAGCAAGCCCAUAGGGAAAUUCGUCUUGCGAAGCAACUCAAAAACGGAAAACUCUUUCGUCUAGCGAGUUUUUCGUCUUGCGAGGCAUUCGUCUUGCGGGGCACCACUGUAAUUAUUUAUCUCUUUGACAUCUGAUGGGAGGGCGUUCCACAGGGCGGGCGCCACUACCGAGAAGG